Molecule: messenger RNA, 678 nt
Organism: Colletotrichum higginsianum IMI 349063
Lineage: Eukaryota; Fungi; Ascomycota; Sordariomycetes; Glomerellales; Glomerellaceae
Product: SUMO-conjugating enzyme
Exons: 2
Coding region: 1-678 (225 amino acids)
Biological process (GO): proteasome-mediated ubiquitin-dependent protein catabolic process; protein polyubiquitination
Molecular function (GO): ubiquitin conjugating enzyme activity
Source: RefSeq, a predicted model, not a curated record
AUGGCGCAGAAGCGUUUGAUGAGCGAGUUGCAGGCGCUGCAGAAGGAGAAGUGGGUGCACAUCGAUGUCGACGAAAGGAAUGUCAUGUCCUGGAAGAUCGGUCUCAUGGUCGUCAACCCGGACAGCGCGUUCAACGGUGCCUAUCUCAAGGCCGACAUGACAUUCCCUCGUGAUUACCCUUAUGCCCCGCCAACCUUCCGAUUCCUGAACAAGACCAUCUACCAUCCCAACAUCUACACCGACGGCAAGCUCUGCAUCUCUAUCCUACACACACCCGGCGAAGACGAGCAGUCGGGCGAGCAGGCUUGCGAGCGUUGGUCCCCUCUCCAGGGCGUCGAGUCGGUCUUGCGUUCGGUGCUGUUACUUCUGGACGACCCCGAGAUUAACUCCCCCGCCAACGUCGACGCGAGCGUCUUGUUCCGCGACUCACGCGAAGAAUACAACAAGAGAGCCCGGGAGACCGUUGAGAAGUCCAAGAAGGACAUGCCUCCUGGUGUGACGAUCCCGACUACGGCGGAUCUGGAGCCGGUGCCCCAAAAGACCAUGGACGACGACGCUUUUUGGAACGAGACGGACGACGAGGGCGACUUCGAUCUGGGUGGCAGCGACAGCGAUUUCGACAUGGACGAGUACAACGAGGACGAGGACGACGAAGAUGCGGAUGAUGACAAGCCUUGA